This is a messenger RNA of Hibiscus syriacus, 1461 nucleotides long. Its product is annotated as indole-3-pyruvate monooxygenase YUCCA6-like. The record is from RefSeq and is a predicted model, not a curated record. NCBI's taxonomy places the organism in Eukaryota, Viridiplantae, Streptophyta, Magnoliopsida, Malvales, Malvaceae. Gene Ontology annotation, biological process: auxin biosynthetic process. The transcript is spliced from 4 exons. Gene Ontology annotation, molecular function: NADP binding; N,N-dimethylaniline monooxygenase activity; flavin adenine dinucleotide binding. Bases 31 to 1314 code for a protein of 427 amino acids.
CUUCUUCUUUAGCUGAAGCUGGGAGUUUUUAUGGAGUACUGUUUGAGAGAAAUAAAAGGAAAACAAGCUCAUGAUCCCAUAUUUAUCGAGAAGAUGAUGAAGUGGCCGUCGUCUCGGUGUUUAUACGUUCCGGGGCCGGUUAUCGUCGGCGCGGGUCCGUCGGGUCUAGCGACGGCGGCUUGCCUGAAAGAGAAAGGAGUCCCGAGCGUAAUCCUCGAGAGAUCGAGCCGCAUAGCGUCUUUAUGGCAGCUCAAGACAUACGACCGCCUUCGUCUUCACUUGCCGAAGCAAUUCUGCGAGCUUCCAUUAAUGGCGUUCCCCAGUGAUUUCCCUAUUUACCCUACCAAGCAACAGUUCGUGGACUACUUGGAAGCCUACGCUCAGAAAUUCGAUAUAAAGCCGAGGUUCGACGAGACGGUUUCACAGGCGGAGUACGACGGAGCGUUGGGGUUUUGGCGAGUGAGAAGCGUUGGGGUUAAAGGGAAGGUUAUGGAAUACGUUUGUCGGUGGCUGGUGGUGGCGACGGGGGAGAAUGCGGAGGCGAUGACGCCGGAGAUGGAAGGAAUGGAGGAAUUCGGUGGGGAGGUAAGGCAUACGAGUUGGUAUAAGAGUGGAGAAGAGUUUAGAGGGAAAACGGUAUUGGUUGUGGGGUGUGGGAAUUCAGGCAUGGAGGUGUGCUUGGAUCUUUGCAAUCAUAAUGCAAAGCCUUCACUUGUGGUCAGAGACACAGUCCAUGUCCUCCCGCAAGAGAUGCUAGGGAUACCGACUUUCGGGUUGUCCAUGUGGCUGCUCAAAUGGCUGCCGUUGCGGCUCGUCGAUCGGUUGUUACUGAUUGUGUCUCGGUUGAUUCUCGGCGACACUGCUCGCUUCGGAUUGCCCCGGCCGGAGCUGGGUCCUCUUGAGCUGAAGAAUCUGUCGGGGAAAACACCAGUUUUGGAUGUUGGCACGCUUGCUAAAAUCAAAAGUGGAGACAUUAAGGUACGUCCAAGUAUAAAGAGCCUAAAACGACACGCCGUGGUGUUUGUUGAUGGCAAAACCGAGAACUUUGAUGCAAUCAUAUUAGCAACCGGAUACAAAAGCAAUGUACCCUCUUGGCUAAAGGAAAAAAAGAUGUUCUCAGAGAAAGAUGGGUACCCUCGGAAGUCAUUCCCCAAUGGGUGGAAAGGUGAACGUGGGCUAUAUGCCGUGGGGUUCACUAAACGUGGAUUGCUCGGUACAUCGAUGGACGCUACGAAGAUCGCAUGCAACAUUCAACGGUGUUGGAACGACGAGGCUAAGCAUCGUUUGCCCUUCGCUCCACUUUUUCCCCAAUGAUCAUAGCUUUGAUUGUUUUGAAGUAAGAUGAGAGAUAGAAACAUAUUUUUGGUUAGUAAAGCAUACAUACUACAUAUGGGCAGCUGUGGAUUUUGAUAUCGGACAUGUAUUCGUAUCCGAAACUCGACCGGACUAUGAUGUCUACUU